AUGGGGAAUUCACUGUCAAUUGAGUCGGAAAGGUUCAACAAAGCCCUUGAAAUCGAUCUUCCACGAGAUUUCGGCCGAUACGACGACGAGGGCUUUCCUUUCACUAAAGUGAGACAGAGAACUGCUCAAAAAUUGAAUAUCUAAUACAAUUCAGAAUGCUCGAAAAGCAUUGAAUAAGAUCCGGCAGAUGAUGGAAAAAUCACAGCCCAUGGAGUUGUGGUACGGUCAGCUGGUGCGAAUGAACGAUCACAUGGAAGAGUGAGGAAUUCCAUGAAAGUGAAAAAAUAAUAUUUCUUUCAGUAAGCGUGUGGAUUCGAUGAGAGAGCCGGAUGUGCAACACGCAACAAGGCUGCAGAGAAAACUGAGAGCUUCCCCGAGAAGCUACGUCAUGAAAAGAAGGUAAGUAGGUACCAAUAUUUCGAUGAUAACCACCGGUUUCAGUGUUUCUGCUCCCGAACGUUUGGCGAGUCUCAGCCGAAGGAAAUAUGUGGAAAAGUUGGACUUGCAGCUGUCGAGAAGCAAGUCCGUUGUGGAAAUCGAACUGGCCAAUUGGUUCGGUGAGAAUCGCAUUCGAAAUAAUUAUUCAAUAAUGACCCAUUCAGGAGUGAACGUGGAUGAUCUUGUUCAUAAAAUUUAUCUCAAGUAUCUGGCUGUGGAUCCACUUCUAGAAGAUUUUGAAGAUCCAGACGACGAAGAAUACGAAGAGAACAUGGAGAAUGACGGUGGCUGCCAAUGUCAUCAGCACCGCAAAGUGGACGAACUGAACAGAAUGGGAGAGAAGCUCAUUGAGGACACUAUGAUGCAAGUGAUCGAGUUCCGCAGACUAUUUGAGGACGAAGCGAUGAAUAGUCCCCGAAAAUCGGAAAGAGAGGCUCACGCGGAAAAGAUCACAGAAAGCGUGAGAUGUCUGAUACAACACACUGCCGUAAAUGUAAGCGAAUCGACAAAAUUCAAAAAAAUUAGAACAGCGUGCCUUACAGUUUGCCGCAAUGAUAAACGCGAACGAUGAGCCUGAGGUUAUCGAUAAUCUGCCGACAACAUCCAAAAGCUGGGCAAAACUGCAAGCGAUGAAGGAAAAGAUUCUGCCGUACAGCGGACGUAAAUCGAAUCGCGCAUUCUUCGACGAAGUUUAUCAAGACUUUCUGAAUCAUACUGACCGAUGCGACUGCGAGUUCAUGAAAGAUGGACGGGGCGAAGAGAACGCAUCCAUUCUGGUGAGCAUCUGGAUACUUCAAAAGUAAACAUUUACUUUCAGGAAGUUGCAAUGCACGCACAUCACCGUUUGCAGGCCGUCGACAAAGUAAAAGAUCAGUUUCUAGAACUUAUCCGCGAGUCUCCAGUUGAAUUGAAUAAUUGCCCGAUCGAGAUGCAGAUCAUAUAUCAGUGUAUGGCGAAGAACCUUCUUCAAGGAGAAGUAUUGGAAAAAGCGAUACAUCUGAAGGAGGAUCAUUCGCGAGAGAGCAAAGAGCCACUCGGAAUGCUCAUGGGGAAGAUUGCUGCCACUUUUCCAACAAAAAAUGAAGUGAUUGACAAAUGA
Molecule: messenger RNA, 1537 nt
Organism: Caenorhabditis sp. 36 PRJEB53466
Lineage: Eukaryota; Metazoa; Nematoda; Chromadorea; Rhabditida; Rhabditidae
Source: the annotation of a GenBank genome assembly